AAGCAUACCUCUUUAGAUUACGAAUGUAAGAAGUGAAAUGUAAAUUGAAUCUGUCAGGCUGUCUCCCGCAAGUAACAAUGGUUUAAACACUCGUCUUCUACACCAGCAAAUCGCGUAGAAUCAAACAGUGACUCCACAAGUGGUCCAGCAGAUAAGGAAGGCAUUGUUGUGCGCCAGCACUGCUCUCCCCCAGCUGAAUGUGCCGCUGUAUUAACCGACACCGGUCGAUAGUUGUGUAAAGGAAUGGAAGUUCAGGAGGGACAGGAGUGUCCACGCUCCCAGAUCCUGAGGUAGAAGAAGCCGGGAUCAGAUGGCUCGGUGUCCCUGAGCGGCAGCGACGCAUUUCCUGAUUUCAAAUUGCAGGGCACCUCAGAAAGGGAUCAUUUGAAAUAUGAGCUGCAGUUUGAAAGAUUAACCAGAGAGCUGGAGGCGGAGCGUCAGAUUGUCGCCAGCCAAUUGGAGCGAUGCAAACUGGGAUCCGAUACGGGCAGCAUGAGCAGCAUUAGUUCGACAGAGGAUUCCUUUCGCUGGCACAUACAAGAUGCACAGAAAAGUGCAGACGAUGAAAUUGCCAGUGGCUUGGAGCUGGUAGAUUCCUGCCUCAGAUCCCUGCAAGAAUCGGGUAUACUGGACCAUCGUGAAUACUCUUCAAGUGAAGGGCCCAGUCUCCUCUCCCAGAGUGCCUCACAGAUCAAUGCCAACCCUGAAGGAUCAUACCAGUACUCGGGCAGUUACCAUAGCAACCAGACCCUCUCACGUGGUGACUCAACUACAUCACAACUCUCUGGGAGGAUCUCGAGUGGUCAGGUUGGAGCGGGUGUCAGCAUCCAUAGCUAUGGGCAGGCUAACCGGGCUGGUGACAGCAGUCGUACAUCAGGAUCUGAAUCCUCCCCAUCUCACUCUGCACCGCAGUCGAGGGACACCUUUGUGCCGAGUCACGGCAGCGCUUUCCGCCUGCCGGAAGCGCAGCAUCCAUCUUCAGUCUACUACGUCAGUGCCACGCUGCCUGCUCAGAGAGUGAGCUCACCCAUGUCCCUGCAGCGGACAGGCUCGCCACCCAAGCUCCAGCGGGCAGGCUCAGCUGCCGAGAGUGGCAUCUACACCACCCAGCGGCUGGCCUCCCCAAAGCAGACGGCCUCUCCCAGCCGCCUGUCCAAGUCGUACAGCACCAGUUCGCCGGUCAACAUCGCAGCGUCCUCAGCUGCCCUCUCCCCCUCACCCCCAGCCAAUGCAGUGACCUCGCCCGCACACCAGCCCAGCUCGGCCCAGCCCAGCUACGCCACACUCUCGCCCACCAAACGCCUCACCCACACGUCCGAUCCAUACAGCAAGCACCCGCAGGAGCUGUACGAGCGGAGUACCUUACAGAGGCCUGGCAGCCUAGCAGCCACCUCCCGGGCCUCCUACAGCAGCCAGCACAGCCACCUGGGUCCAGACCUGCGCCCGCUGCAGUCUCCAGAGCACCACAUUGACCCAAUAUACGAGGACAGAGUUUAUCAAAAGCCCCCUUUGAGGAGUCUCAGUCAAAGUCAAGGAGACCCUCUGCAGACAUCUCUAACUGGGACUUAUCGCACGAGUACAGCCCCGUCUUCCCCUGCUGUUGACUCCGUACCCUUGCAGCGCACGGGCAGCCAGAACACAGCAACCUACCAGAGGCCCAGCUAUGCCACCGGCCCGGCAGCCAAUUAUGGGGACCCUUACCGGACACUCCAGUAUUGUCCCUCAGUGGAAUCGCCAUACAGCAAGUCUGGGCCAGCCAUCCCACCCGAGGGCACCUUGGCACGAUCACCUUCCAUCGACAGCAUUCAGAAGGAUCCCAGAGUUCAGCAAAGCAGCAUACCCUGCAGGAAGUGGCGGUCAGGCCCAACCCAGCGUGCAGUACCUGAAACACCUGGGAACAGAUGUGGGAGAAGAUGGCACACAGUAAGGAAGCCGCCAAGGGAGUUUGGCUGGCGGGAUCCUGAGCUGCCAGAGGUCAUUCAGAUGUUGCAACAUCAGUUCCCUUCAGUGCAAUCCAAUGCAGCAGCCUAUCUCCAGCACCUGUGCUUCGGAGACAAUAAGAUCAAGGCAGAGAUAAGAAGACAAGGUGGAAUCCAGUUGUUGGUAGACCUUUUGGACCAUCGGAUGCAAGAAGUUCAUCGCAGUGCCUGUGGAGCCCUGAGGAACCUGGUGUAUGGAAAGGCAAAUGACGACAACAAAAUUGCCUUGAAAAACUGUGGUGGGAUCCCAGCACUGGUGCGACUGCUUCGGAAGACUCCUGAUGUGGAGAUCAGGGAGCUGGUUACAGGUGUCCUGUGGAACCUGUCGUCAUGUGAUGCACUAAAGAUGCCAAUUAUCCAGGACGCCCUUGUUGUGCUCACCAAUGCAAUCAUCAUUCCACACUCUGGCUGGGAUAUCUCACCUCACCAGGAAGACCGGAAAAUUCAACUCCACACAUCAAUGGUUCUGCGGAAUGCCACCGGGUGUCUCAGGAACGUGAGUUCAGCUGGCGAGGAAGCCCGAAGAAGGAUGAGAGAAUGCGAUGGUCUCACUGAUGCUUUGUUGUUUGUGAUUCAGUCGGCUCUGGGGAGCAGUGAGAUUGACAGCAAGACGAUUGAGAAUUGUGUCUGUAUCCUGAGGAACCUUUCCUAUCGGCUGGCCGCAGAGACAGGCCAGGGACAGCAGAUGGGAACAGACGAGUUUGACGGACUACUGUGCAGUGACAGCAAUGGCAAGGAUAGUGAGAGCUCCAGUUGUUGGGGCAAGAAGAAGAAGAAAAAGAAGGGCCAGAACCAGUGGGAUGGUGUUGGACCUCUCCCAGAGGCAACAGAUCCACCAAAGGGUAUACAGCUCCUGUGGCAUCCCUCUAUAGUCAAACCCUACCUCACACUUUUGUCAGAAUGCUCGAAUCCGGAUACACUUGAAGGAGCGGCGGGAGCCUUACAAAACCUGGCUGCGGGGAGCUGGAAGUGGUCCAUUUACAUUCGUGCUGCUGUACGCAAGGAGAAGGGUUUGCCCAUUCUUGUGGAGCUACUGCGCAUAGACAAUGACCGGGUGGUUUGUGCUGUCGCCACUGCAUUGCGGAACAUGGCCUUGGAUGUCAGAAACAAGGAGCUCAUAGGGAAAUAUGCCAUGCGAGAUCUUGUUCACCGUCUUCCUGGAGGCAGCAGCAACACCGGUACUGGGAGCAGCACCAUUAGCAAAACCAUUUCUGAUGAGACAAUUACUGCCAUUUGCUGUGCUUUGCAUGAAGUCAUUACCAAAAACAUGGAGAAUGCCAAGGCUUUGAGAGACUCUGGAGGGAUUGAGAAGCUCAUCGGCAUCGCCAAAAGUAAAGGAGACAAACACUCACCCAAGGUGGUGAAGGCAGCAUCUCAGGUCCUGAACAGCAUGUGGCAAUAUCGAGAUCUGAGGAGUCUUUACAAGAAGUCUAAUUGGCAAGAUGGAGGUCCAUCAGGAGGGAAGCCAACUGCACAAGGCCCCAGCCAAGGAGAACAGGAUGGAUGGUCACAGUAUCAUUUUGUGGCCUCGUCUUCUACAAUAGAGCGGGACAGGCAGAGACCCUACUCUUCUUCACGCACACCUUCCAUAUCACCGGUCAGGAUGUCCCCGAACAAUCGCUCAGCAAGCGCCCCAGCUUCACCUCGAGAGAUGAUCAACUUAAAAGAAAGAAAGUCUGACUAUGACACAACCGGGACCAACUCUAGCUACCAUGCGAGUAAAGGAGAACAUACCUCUAGAAAAGAUACUGUUCCAGCUCAGCUCUCUGUAGUGGCUGGAUCAGGCUAUAGGAAUUCCUACGCUACUCCCGUUGAGGCUAUCAAGCACAACCAGGUUUCAUCGCAACCUGUUGCACAGGAACCCAGUAGGAAAGACUAUGACACUUAUCAAACCUAUCAAAACUCUACUGGAAAUUACGAUGACUCUUUCUUUGAAGAUCAGGUGCACAGUCGCCCAGCAACCAGUGAAUACAACAUGCAUCUCGGCCUGAAGUCAACAGGCAAUUAUGUUGAUUUCUAUUCUGCCGCGCGUCCCUAUAGUGAGUUAAACUACGAGACAAGCCACUAUCCAGCCUCACCCGAUUCUUGGGUCUAAGCAGAGGUGGCAGAUACACAAGAAAAAACAAGACCCUGGGAACUGUGCAUGUGCAUGAAUAUCACAAGACAUUUUUCAGCAAGUCUUAAAUUGUCAGAGGUCUGUUCCAUAGGACAGUCAUUGGGUAAAACGUUGUAGAUGGUGGUCGGAUGGAUAAGUACUGAGAGAAAUGCAAGUGACAUUCAGCUCAUAUGAAGGAAAUGGAAGAUUUGCUCACCAGAGAGCAGGAGUUGGGGGUGCGGUUGGAUAGGACUAGAAGUUCAUGAUGUGUAUACAAAAAAAGAGGGUGGUUGGGGAGGGAAGGGGAGUACUAUUAAUCAUGCAAAGAAAAUGGUAUUGUGGAUGGCAAUGAAAGUGGUUAAAAGUAAGAAGAGGGAAAUGGGAAAGGCCAUGUCAAAGGUCAAGCACAAGAGCCUGAAUGUGUUUACACUUGUUACAGGGACAGUCUAUCACCUCUUGAAGACAAACAUUUUCGUGUGUCACAGCUUGUAGUUUUCAGUCGGGUUUUCUUCUGUACAGCAAGACUAUUUCUCUCGCCACCUUCCUGGGUUCUUUUUCUUUUUCAUUUUAAUGCUUUGUUGUGAAGUAUUGGAUGUACAUUACUGAUCAAUGAGAGCAUUGUGUCCAUUACAGCAAUGCCAAAGUACUCCUUCCGUCUCUUGUUCUUAAUACUAUUUUAAUUACAAACAACAAAAGUGUAAGCGAGUUUGAGCAGAUGUGUGAAUUUCCAAGCUUUCUUUUUUAUGAAGUAACUAACUGAAGGAAGUAUUUAGCAGUAUUGUUUGUUCUGGUAUGUGGAUUUGUUUGUGUGGUCACUAACUGAAAACCUCAUUGGUCGCUUAUAUUACGAGCAUCAUUCCACACGCUCAUUUGAUGAGACGCGCUCUCUGUCUCUCUCUCUCUCUCUUUCACUGCCUAAAGUUUUAGAUGUAGAUAUUUGAAGACAAUUUUUCAUUUAUACCAGUUUUGUUUAUGACAAUACAGUGUUAACAGUAAAUAAAUGAAGUUGUCAUCCAUGUUUGUAAAAAAUAUCGAGGAAAAAAAGAAAAAGUUUUUUUUCCCAUGUUUCUUUCUCUUGAUACAAAAUCAACAAUAGUUCCAAUGUGCCAUAAAGUCUGUUUGUGUGAAUCUGCAGUAUCCUUUUUCAGGCCUAAAGCAUACUGAAUUUUAAAACUCAGAUAGGUGGGUCAAAGGUAAUGUUAACCUGAUUUAUCAGGUGGAAGACCUAUAUGAUCAGGUGGAACACUGGUUUUACACCCCACUUAUUAUUGUUCACCUUUGAAUUUUUUUUAAACACUCCAUAAAAACUAUAUUGAACUUAAUACCCAGCCCACUGUCAUGUAAGUACUUUAAUCAAAGUAAAUCAAAAUAUAGGGGUGGAAUUCGGUGCAAAAUCAUUGUAGAACUUAAUCUCAUGGGUUUCUAAGUGGGCAGCUUUGGUUAAAGUGAACUUUUCACUUCAAGCCUUCAAUGAGCGUGUGUUGUCUGUGUCCAAACCAUAGAGCUCCUGGUCUUACUUAGGAUACAUUUAAGUCAUUUUACAACACAGCUGCAAUUGACGUACAGACUCAUGGAUUUUAUUGCGUUUAACAUACUGCACUGCAUUCCAUGGAAACUGGAACCUUUUUUCAAAGAACUGCAUUGUAUAUCAAGAUACACUGAAGGGUGGCUUACUGUAAGGUAUCCUCUAUUUAGCUGUGAUUUAAAGUUACCUGUGUAGGCAAACAUAAAAGGGAUACUGCCCUCUUUAAAAUAACUUUGUUUUUGAGAAUAGUGCAGCAGUACUCAUUGGUGCCAAAUGAGAAGUAAACAAGAUGCUUCAAAUUCUAAUUGUAGGAAAUAAAAUACUCUGAAAAUCGAUGGGUAGCUGAUUGUCCUGCUGACAGUUUGUAGAUGUAGAUAGACAAGAUUUAAAUUUGUUAAAUGCUUUUUACAGUGUGUUUUGUCAACGAUGAAAAAAGGGUAAACAGCAUACUGGGCUAUAUGGAGAUUAUAUAGCCUUUAAACUGCAGUCUUGAAAGAAACUGGGUAAUGUGAUUAAAAAAUAAAAUGAUGCUAUUAAAAUUUAAAAACUGUUCAAAUAAGUUUCUUUAACUAAUGCAAUGAAGUCAAAUGUCCUAGCAUUCCCCAUGCAUCAACUUUUAAAUUUUUCACAGAAUGGUGCAAUCAAUUCCACCCGAAUUUAUCUGUAAAGUUGAGGUGGGGGUGGGGGAGGUCACAGCACUUUGGAUUGCAAAACUAAAUAUUGUAGGAUCAUCCACUGAAUUCCCAUGUACAGUUCAUGAUUCUGCUAGCAAUUCACCUGCAAAACAACAAAGCACUGUAAUGGAUUAUGGAUUUUCUAACACAAGUUACCAACAAGUAUAAACUUUCUUCUGUCUUUAAAGCAAGUUUUUCAUGCACGCAAACCUGGCAUAUACAUUCAGUGGCCACUUUAUUAUGCAAAUAUCUAACCAGUCAAUCAUGUGGCAGCAACUCAAUGCAUACAAGCAGGCAGACAUGAUCAGUUGUUCAGACCAAACAUCAGAAUGGGAAAGAAAUGUGAUCUAGAUGACCUUGACAGUGGAAUGACUGUUGGUACUAGAUGGGGUGCUUUGAGUAUCCCAGAAACUGAUCUCCUGGAAUAUUCACACACACAAAUCUAGUGUGUACAGAGAAUGGUGCAAAAAAAACCCAAAAAUCAUCCAGUGGGUAGCAGGUCAGUGGGCAAAAAACACCUUGUUAAUCAGAGAGGUCAGAGGAGAAUGUCCAGAUGACAGAAAGUCAACGGUAACUCAAAUAACCACACGUUACAACAGUGGCAUGCAGAACAGCAUCUCUGAACGCACAACAUGUCGAACCUUCGAGUGGAUAGGCUACAACAAUGGAAGAUCACACGGGGUUACACUCCUGUACCUAAUAAAGUAUGCACGGAGUGUAUGUCAGCCAAAUAAUUGAGCAUGCCAACAGUCACCAAGUUAUACCUAUUUCUGAUUCUUCUAGGAAGCACCACAAAUUAAACAUUUUUGGGAGCAAAUGUUGACGCAGGAUACUAACAAGUAUA
Molecule: messenger RNA, 7117 nt
Organism: Hypanus sabinus (Atlantic stingray)
Lineage: Eukaryota; Metazoa; Chordata; Chondrichthyes; Myliobatiformes; Dasyatidae
Product: catenin delta-2-like
Exons: 23
Coding region: 493-4074 (1193 amino acids)
Biological process (GO): cell-cell junction assembly; cell-cell adhesion; dendritic spine morphogenesis
Cellular component (GO): nucleus; plasma membrane; cytoplasm
Molecular function (GO): cadherin binding
Source: RefSeq, a predicted model, not a curated record